GUAUAUUCUUCCCGGAACCAAUCGUCGCUGGCCAAUGCACCGAGCCGGACAUAUUUUUCCGACGCACUUGUUCAAAGACGCAACGUUUGAAAUGGCUGUUACCCUACAAACAGAUCUAGGAGAAAUUAAAAUCGAAUUGUUUUGUGAGCGGGCACCGAGAACAUGCGAGAACUUUCUUGCUUUGUGUGCCAGUGGGUUCUACGCUGGCAGUGUCUUCCACCGCAAUAUUAAAGGCUUCAUGGUUCAAACUGGAGAUCCUACAGGCACAGGCAAAGGAGGAACAAGUAUAUGGGGUCGCAAAUAUGAAGAUGAGUUCAGUGAGCACCUAAAACAUAAUGUAAGAGGAGUGGUCUCAAUGGCAAACAAUGGCCCCAACACAAAUGGCUCCCAGUUUUUCUUCACAUAUGCCAAACAGCCCCAUCUGGACAUGAAGUACACAGUGUUUGGAAAGAUUAUCGAUGGCCUGGAGACACUGGAUGAGCUGGAGAAACUUCCCGUCAAUGAGAAGACGUUCCGACCGCUGACGGAAACCCGGAUAAAGGAUGUGACGAUUCAUGCCAACCCUUUUGCUGGAUAGACAGUUUCCUCUUCAAAUGGGCCUUUAGCACAGACGUGGACUCUGGUAUUUCCAAUAAGCCUAUUGAUUCAGUGUAGAGUACCUUUCCAAAGUUAAAAUAGAUAACUUGCCAGAGGCUAGGCAUUAAAUAGAAAGCCCCCAGACGACAACAAUAAACAUAUGGACUCUGAAAUAAACAAUCACAUUUGUGUACCAUCAUUUGCUGUAGCGUAUGGCUUUGUAAAUUCAUGUGUGCGCUUUCCAAUUUCUAACUUGGUCUGCUUAUUGUUUGAUGAAAUGAUUUGCAUUGCAAUUAAAGGUUAACGUUUUUAUCUCCAUCAAUUCAGUUCAGUCCAAAAAGACCACACCGCCUGACUUGGUACAGCUUUGCUAUACCGGGUCUGGUCUUUUUUUAGAUAUUUCUUUUCAUGAUGGGCAAUGUAAAUAUAUUGUCAAUGUUUUGUACUAAAUAAAAACGUUUGUAAAUAAUA
Messenger RNA from Cyclopterus lumpus (lumpfish), 1047 nucleotides. It is a transcript of the gene ppil3, whose product is annotated as peptidylprolyl isomerase (cyclophilin)-like 3. The record is from RefSeq and is a predicted model, not a curated record. The coding region runs from base 35 to 577 and encodes 180 amino acids. Gene Ontology annotation, cellular component: catalytic step 2 spliceosome. Lineage: Eukaryota; Metazoa; Chordata; Actinopteri; Perciformes; Cyclopteridae. The transcript is spliced from 6 exons. Gene Ontology annotation, molecular function: peptidyl-prolyl cis-trans isomerase activity. Gene Ontology annotation, biological process: protein peptidyl-prolyl isomerization; protein folding.